This is a messenger RNA of Carassius carassius (crucian carp), 3363 nucleotides long. Its product is annotated as rho-related BTB domain-containing protein 2-like. NCBI's taxonomy places the organism in Eukaryota, Metazoa, Chordata, Actinopteri, Cypriniformes, Cyprinidae. Gene Ontology annotation, molecular function: GTP binding; GTPase activity; protein binding. Gene Ontology annotation, biological process: small GTPase-mediated signal transduction. The coding region runs from base 282 to 2456 and encodes 724 amino acids. The record is from RefSeq and is a predicted model, not a curated record. The transcript is spliced from 10 exons.
UACUGCUGUGUCUUAAUGUGUGCAGUGAAUGGCCAGAGCUGUGUUGCUGUGCCUGUGUUGUACAGUUCGUACGGUAACCGAGGAAAAUCAAGAGCAGUCUGUCCGGCCCCCGCUGACUGACAGCCACAGCCGAAAUUCAACGAUUCAUCCGAUGGCGUUUGAGAAACAAAGAGCAGUUUCUCUCGUAAGCGGUUUGACUGGCGGCAGCGAUUCCAAGCCGUGCAUUACUGAUCCGAAAAUGAAGUUUAGCUCCAGCUUUCAUCAUUCUCCAGCCACAUCCGAUGCAUUUCUUCUGUCGCUUCCUCAUAUCGGCCGAGCCGAUGCAGCACUUCCCUGUGAUGCGGCAUCAUUUUAUGGAUUCUGACAUGGAUUAUGAGAGGCCAAAUGUCGAGACUAUCAAGUGUGUGGUGGUUGGAGACAACGCUGUUGGAAAGACCCGGCUUAUCUGUGCCCGGGCCUGUAAUGCGACGCUAACACAGUACCAGCUACUUGCCACACAUGUGCCCACUGUCUGGGCAAUAGAUCAGUACAGAGUCUGCCAGGAGGUUCUAGAAAGGUCCAGAGAUGUGGUGGAUGAUGUCAGCGUGUCCUUACGUCUCUGGGACACUUUUGGUGACCAUCACAAGGAUCGCAGAUUUGCGUAUGGCAGGUCUGAUGUGGUGGUGUUGUGUUUCUCCAUUGCAAACCCGAACUCACUCCACCAUGUGAGGACAAUGUGGUACCCUGAGAUCAAGCAUUUCUGUCCCAGAGCUCCUGUUAUCCUUGUGGGCUGCCAGCUAGACCUGCGGUACGCUGACCUGGAGGCAGUAAACAGAGCUCGACGCCCACUGGCCAGACCCAUUAAAUCCAAUGAGAUAUUGGCGCCAGAGAAAGGCCACGAGGUGGCUAAAGAUCUAGGUGUCCCUUAUUAUGAGACCAGCAUAGUUGCUCAGUUCGGUGUUAAGGACGUUUUCGACAAUGCUAUCCGUGCAGCCCUCAUUUCUCGUCGUCAUCUGCAGUUCUGGAAGUCGCAUUUACGAAAUGUUCAAAGGCCACUUCUCCAAGCCCCCUUCCUUCCCCCUAAGCCCCCUCCACCAAUUAUCACCAUUCCCGCCCCUCCCAGUAACAUAGAAGAGCACCCUAGCCGCCUGUUGGAGGACCCACUCUGCGCCGACGUCAUCUUAGUCCUCCAGGAACACCAGAGGAUCUUCGCUCACCGCAUCUACCUUGCCACAUCUUCCUCCAAGUUCUACGACCUCUUCUUGACUGAACCUCGGGUUCCUAAGGAGACCGGACAGGAGAGAGAACAACCCCGAGGGCCACCGCUUUCUGGCCACGAUUUGCUGAUGCGCGCAGCUAGUUUUGACGUUUGUGAAAGUAGCGACGAUGGAGAUAGAGCAAACUUGCGUGCCUGUACCAGUGAUGGAACUCUAAAAGGUGAUGGUCGCGGUCGUCUGCUCCCUGCCUUGAGUCGUGCUUUUAUUAGCAUCCAAGAAGAAAUGGUGGAUGACCCCAUCACCAUCAACCUUAGAAAAAUGACUGUUGUGCACAUGGACCCUUCAAUGCAGCCCGGUCCAUUCCGAUCUGUGUUGCGGUACCUGUAUACAGGUAAACUAGACGAGAAGGAGAAGGAGCUAAUGCAGGUUGCCCACAUUGCAGAGCUGCUGGAAGUGUUUGACCUGCGUAUGAUGGUGGCUAACAUCCUGAACGACGAGGCCUUCAUGAAUCAGGAGAUCACCAAGGCAUUUUACGUGAGACGCACCAAUCGAGUGAAAGAAUGUUUGACCAAAGGGACCUUCUCUGAUGUGGUGUUCAGAUUGGAUGAUGGCACCAUUAUGGCCCAUAAACCACUGCUCAUCUCAAGCUGUGAUUGGAUGGCAGCCAUGUUUGGUGGACCAUUUGUGGAGAGCUGUACAAAAGAGGUGCCAUUUCCAAACACUACGCGGAGCUGCAUGCGUGCUGUGCUGGAGUAUCUCUAUACUGGCUGCUUCUGCUCUCGCUCAGAUCUGGAUGCCAUGGAACUCAUUGUACUUGCAAACCGUCUUUGUCUGCCUCACCUGGUAGCGCUGACAGAGCUGUACACUGUGAAGGUACUGACCGAAGCUGCCAUGAUAGGAGCUGAUAUAGAUGGAGAUGUUCUGCUCUAUCUGGACAUGGCCCAGUUCCACUGUGCUCAUCAGCUGACUGACUGGUGCCUCCAUCACAUCUGCACCAACUACAACAGAGUCUGUCGCAAAUUCCCUCGUGACAUGAAGGCCAAAUCUACAGGAAACCUGGAGCACUUUGAGAAACAUCGCUGGCCUCCAGUGUGGUAUCUGAAGGAAGAAGAUCACUAUCAGCGGGCGCGCAAGGAGCGUGAGAAGGAAGAUUACCUGUACCAAAAGCGUCAGUGUAAACGCAAGUGGCUCUUCUGGAAUCUACCCUCUUCUCCUUCCUCCAAUUCUCCGUCUUCUCCUGGUUCCUCUGCAGUCAUCUGAUUGGCUCUCAGGAUGCACGACCCACCAAACAACCCUAAAUGUGGGAUAUAAACACACAACAAGGAAUGAUAGCCUUUUUCAACUCUAUAAGAUUACCCGUUCACACUUUCUGUUAAGCAAAAUGCUCAAGCCCUGCUUUUAGCUGCUGAAGAACAAGCAAAAAUGAAACCGGAUGGAGAACAUAAAGGAAACACAAGGCUUUGACUAAAAGCACAUUGUUGAGUCUUUCUACUUUACUGGUUGGAUAUUUCAUCAAAUCACAUCAGCUUUGACGUCCUCCUGUGACAUCAUUUCCUGCGGUGGUAGACUGCUUGCUCAAUUUGCUUUAUUAAAGACAAUCUUCACUCAGCAUCGGUUCCCCAAACAUAACCAUAUCUUCAUCUGUAUAGAAAAAUACAUGGCAGGACUGCACAUAUUCAUAACUAGAAAUGUUAAUAAGUGCUUUUCAGCUCUAGAGGAAGAGAACACAGGGACGUUUUAGAGCAACCAGCAAACAUGAAUUCCUCAUUGUUUUGGUAUCUACAAUCAAACCAUUUUAACAGACCGACAUUCUCAACAUUCAAAUGGUGUCCAGAUGUCAACAUCUUUAUUAAUGUGGCAUUUAAAGGUUGGCGGUUGGUAGAGGGCCGCAUGUCGACAUGACUCCACAGAACUGGAUCAGUCCAUAGCCAUGUUGCAGGUUCAGUGUGAGUUAAGCUCCAUUGAUAACAUCUGACAUAAUGUUGAUUAACACAGUAAAUGAUAAUUGUUGGUACUUUAAGGUAUUUACAAUGGAAAUAGACAGGGCCAGGAAAUAAACAGGAAAAAAAUGCACACUGUACAGAAAAAGUACACGACUUAAAGUUGCAGUGAAGUAGCAACAGAUAUUUUCUUCUGUAUUGAGACACAUAUCUGAGUGAAAUGGAUU